GGAGUUGCCCUCCCAAAAAACAUUCGAAGUUUAGAGGGUUUAAGAUUAGGGCACCAAAAGUGAAAAAAGAAAAUAUCAAAGAGGAGAAAAUUGUGGCAUUGUGUGAUUCACUGAUUUGGGGGAUAAAUUAGCAGAAAGAUCAGCAAAAAAAGAACGGAAUAUUGCCCUAUAAGAUCUUGAUUUCGGUAUAUUUUUCCCUAAUUGACUCCGAUCGAUCAGCUUACUUCGAUUUUGAAACUAUUUGACGGAGGGUUUUUGAGCUCGGAGAUCCUCCGGAUUUAGAAGUAUAUAAUCGGAUCCCGUUAAAUUGAUUGAUUUGUUGUGUUGAUUUUAUGUUUUCGGCGGACGAGUGUUGAUUAAAACGAUGAAAUGGGUGUCAUUGCUUAAAGACUUCAAAGAGAAGGUAGGGUUAUCAGCGCCUACGUCGUCUGCCUCCUCGUCAUCUUUCUAUCUUGAUCACAAUAGUAACAAUGCCACUUCUUCGAGCUACAAUGAUCCCUUGUCAAGAGAAAAAUAUGAACUGGAAUUGGACUUCAAGAGAUCUUGGGAAGAGUUCCGCACAUCGACUUCAGAGAAGGAGAAGGAAAAAGCCUUGAAUGUCACUAUCGAUGUCUUCUGUAGAUUAGUAAAUCAGCAUUCUAAUGCAGCACAAAUGAUUACCAUGUUAGUAGAGACACACAUAUUUUGUUUUGUCGUGGGUAGAGCAUUUGUCUCAGAUAUCGAAAAAUUAAAAAGUAGCAGCAAAGCAAGAUCUUUGGAGAUCCAAAAUGUGAUAGAUUUUUUCUCAGAGGUUACAAAGGAUGGAAUCCAGGCUGGUUCAAAUUUGUUACAUGCAGUGGAAUUCCUCGUUACUGGGGCGAUUGAUAAACAAUCUCUCCUUGAUUCUGGGAUCUUCUGUUGUCUCGUUCAAAUUCUUAAUGCUCUUUUGGGCUCUGAUGGAGGGAAUGCACGGCAGAAUGUUGUCAAUGUUGAAGAGGAACCCAAGGUAACAGAAAAUGUGGCUCCAGAUCGGCGGCUUGAGGUAGAGGGCAGCAUUUUGCAUAUCAUGAAGGCACUGGCAAGCCAUCCUGCAGCUGCACAGAGUCUGAUUGAAGACAAUUCUCUUCAGCUACUGUUUGAGAUGGUUGCCAACGGGUCUUUGGUUUUAUUUUCAAGAUACCAAGAAGGUCUUGUCCCCUUGCACACAAUUCAGCUCCAUAGGCAUGCGAAGCAGGUACUAGGUCUUCUUCUGGUUAAUGACAAUGGGAGCACUGCUGAGUACAUAAGGAAACACCAACUGAUAAAAGUACUCUUAAUGGCCGUGAAGGACUUUGAUCCUGAACAUGGAGACCCUGCGUAUACAAUGGGUAUUGUAGACUUGUUGCUUGAAUGUGUGGAAUUGUCAUAUAGACCUGAGGCUGGUGGUAUCAGGCUCAGGGAAGACAUUCAUAAUGCUCAUGGAUACCAAUUUCUCGUUCAGUUUGCAUUAGUUCUUUCAAGAGAGCACGGCUCUCAAACUAGUUCUCCAAGUUUUCAUUCUGAAAAAGUUUCGGAUUCAGUAGGGUCAAAGACGACUAAUGACAUGGACAUGCAGGACGAAAAGGGAAGAGGGGACACCUCAUCACAAUCCCUCUCGCCCACACUUUCUAGGCUGCUUGAUGUUCUUGUUAAUCUAGCUCAAACAGGCUCAACGGACGUGAUUGGGUCGCCCGGCUCAAAGGGUACAAAAAAUCAUGUAAAUGCUGGUGGCAGGAGUCAAUCUUUGUCAUCUGACCGGUUCAGUGAUGAUGUUUGGGAGAAGGACAAUUACAAAGUUAAGGACUUAGAAGCUGUCCAAGUGCUGCAGGACAUUUUUCUCAAAGCAGAUAGUAGCGAACUUCAGUCCGAGGUGCUGAAUAGAAUGUUCAAGAUAUUCUCGGGUCAUCUCGAAAACUACAUGUUGUGUCAGCAAUUGCGAACGGUACCCUUGUUGAUCCUCAAUAUGGGUGGCUUCCCGCCUCCUUUGCAAGAAACUAUCUUAAAGAUUCUUGAGUAUGCCGUGACUGUUGUAAAUUGCAUACCUGAGCAAGAGUUGCUUUCGCUUUGCUGCUUGUUGCAACAACCAAUAACAUCUGAGUUGAAGCACACUAUCCUGGCGUUCUUUGUAAAGCUGGUGUCUUUUGAUCAACAGUACAAAAAGUUCCUACGAGAAGUUGGUGUGCUGGAGGUUUUAUUAGAUGAUCUCAAGCAGCACAGGUUUCUUGUGGGCCCAGAUCAGCAGAACAACGAUAACACUGGCAAGCUGGACAGGAAGUCCAGCCCGAAUGGUUUCAAGAAACAUCUGGACGGUAAAGAUGCAAUUCUAUCGUCUCCUAAAUUAUUGGAUUCUAGUUCUGGGAAGUUGUCUCUUUUUGAAGCUGAACGCACAAUUCCAGUUGCUUGGGACUGUUUGGUUUCAUUAUUGAGAAAAGCUGAACAUAAUCAAGUGAAGUUCCGUUCCGCUGAUGGUGUAACUACUGCGCUUCCUUUUUUGGCAUCUGAUGAUCACCGUCCUGGUGUCCUCCGGGUAUUAUCAUGCUUAAUCAUCGAGGAUUCUGUACAGGCUCAUCCUGAUGAAUUGGGCUCACUGGUUGAGAUUUCAAAGAGUGGGAUGGUGAUCAGCACUUUGGGAUCUCAAUACAAGCUUCGAGAUGAUGCAAAAUGUGAUAUUUUAGGAGCCAUAUGGCGAAUUUUAGGAGCCAACAGUUCUUCUCAGAGAGUGUUUGGUGAAGCCACCGGGUUUGCUCUUAUUCUUACUACACUUAACGGUUUCCAAGGAGAUAAAGAGCAAAUUCGCCAAUCCUCCUUAACAGUUUGCAUCAAAGUUUUCACAUAUCUGGUACGCGUAAUCACUGCUGGAGUAUGCAACAAUGCCGUUAAUAGAGUAAAGCUACAUGUGAUUAUAUCUUCACAAAGUUUUUGUGAUCUUUUAUCCGAGUCUGGAUUGAUCUGUGUGGAGUGUGAAAAGCAAGUCAUGCAGCUGCUGUUUGAACUUGCUCUUGAGAUUGUGCUUCCACCGUCCUUCACACCAGAAACUACAGAACCAUCAGAUGAUCGUGGCGAUGUCUUUGCUUUCCGGAUAGUUACUCCAGCUUCGUGCAUUCCUGAUAAGCAGCGUAUAUAUAAUGCUGGUGCACUGUGGGUUCUCAUCCGUUUGUUGUUGCUUUUUAGUCCAAAACUUCAGCUGGAGUUUCUAAAACUUAUUGAAAUACUUGCUCUUGCUGGCUCUUUUAACCAGGAAAGCCUUACAUCUGCAGGUUGUGUGGAACUUCUUCUUGAGACAAUAUAUCCCUUCCUUUCUGGGUCAUCCCCUCUACUAUCCCAUGCUUUAAGGAUUAUUGAAGUACUUGGGGCUUAUAGGUUGUCAUCAGCAGAACUACGGGUGAUUGUAAGAUAUAUUUUGCAAGUGAGACAGAUGAAAUCUAGUCAUAUCCUUAUUGAUACGAUGGAGAGGUUAAUCCUAAUGGAAAAUACGGCUUCAGAAAACAUUCCUCUUGCACCAUUUGUAGAGAUGGAUAUGAGCAAAUCUGGGCAUGCUUCUAUCCAAGUACCAUUGGGUGAGAGAUCAUGGCCCCCGGCUGCUGGGUAUUCAUUCGUUUGUUGGUUUCAAUUUCGAAAUUUGUUGAAAUCAGACAUCAAAGAAUCAGAAUCUUCCGAGGCUGGAUUUUCUAAAAGACAUACAAGCACAACAGGUCCACAAGUCAUGCGCAUAUUCUCCGUUGGUGAUACCGAUGGGGGUAAUAACUUCUAUGCAGAAGUUUAUCUUCAAGAAGAUGGAACUUUAACCCUUGCAACCAGCAAUUCGUCUUCCUUAUCUUUUUCGGGUUUAGAUAUAGAUGAAUACCGAUGGCAUCAUCUUGCUGUGGUGCAUAGCAAACCGAGUACCUUGGCUGGACUAUUCCAAGCUAGUGUUUCCCAUGUCUAUCUUAACGGAAAGCUUAGACAAACGGGAAAACUAGGAUACUCUCCCUCCCCUGCUGGCAAAUCUUUGCAGGUAACCAUCGGGACACCUGUUUCUUGUGCAAGGGUCAAUGACAUAUCGUGGAAAAUCCGGUCUUGCUAUCUAUUUGAAGAAGCUUUGACACCAGGGUCUAUUUGUUUUAUCCAUAUUCUGGGCAGAGGGUAUAGGGGCCUUUUUCAAGAUACCAACCUUUUGCAAUUUGUCCCAAACCAGGCUUGUGGUGGUGGAAGUAUGGCCAUCUUAGAUUCCCUUGAAACUGAUUUGGUGUUGGCUUCUAACACGCAGAGACCUGAUGCUAAUAAACAAAUGAGCUCUAAGGCGGAUCGCAGUGGCAUUGUGUGGGAUCUUGAAAGAUUAUGGAAUCUUUCCCUACAGCUUUCUGGACGAAAGCUAAUAUUUUCAUUUGAUGGGACAUCUACAGAAGCUUUUGAAGCAUGUGGAACUUUGUCGAUGCUCAAUUUAGUUGAUCCAUUGUCAGCGGCUGCUUCUCCAAUUGGAGGUAUACCACGCUUUGGGCGUCUUCAUGGGGAUAUUUAUGUAUGUAAGCAUUCUAUAAUAGGUGAAACCAUGCGCCCCAUCGGUGGAAUUGCCAUUGUGUUAGCCCUGGUUGAAGCAGCCGAAACCAGAGACAUGCUACAUAUGGUGCUGACACUGCUUGCUUGUGCACUUCACCAAAAUCCACUGAAUGUUAAAGACAUGCAAUCGUAUAGAGGAUAUCACUUGCUAGCACUCCUUUUGCGUCCUAAAAUGUCAAUAUUUGAUAUGCAUUCACUCGAGAUCUUUUUCCAGAUUGCUGCUUGUGAUGCUUCUUUUCCUGGACCAAAUAAGUUGGAAAAAACUAAUAAUCUGUCACCUGUUGUCACAAAUGUCCAUGAAGCCAGCUUUGAGGAUCUUAAUAUGUCGAAGUUUAACGAUGAAGCUUCGUCAGUUGGUUCACCAGGAGACAUGGAUGAUUUUUCUGUGAAUAAGGAUGCGUUCAGUCAUAUCUCAGAACUCGAUAAUGGUGAUUUGUCAACCGAAACAUCAAACUGCAUGGUUCUUUCAAAUGCAGAUAUGGUUGAACACGUGUUAUUGGAUUGGACUGUUUGGGUAGCGGCAUCAGUUCCAAUACAAAUUUCUCUUCUGGGAUUUCUCGAGAAUCUCGUUUCGACGCAUUGGUACCGGAAUCAUAAUCUUACAAUUUUGCGUAGGAUAAACCUCGUUCAACAUCUAUUAGUGACACUACAAAGGGGUGACGUUGAAGUUCCUGUACUAGAAAAAUUAGUCAUGCUGCUAGGGGUAAUUUUGGAAGAUGGGUUUGUCAUUUCUGAACUGGAACAUGUUGUUCGGUUUGUGAUUAUGACGUUUGAUCCUCCACAACUGACAUCAAGGAGUCAGAUACUUAGAGAGUCAAUGGGGAAGCACAUUAUCGUUAGAAAUGUGCUUCUUGAGAUGCUAAUUGAUCUUUUAGUGACCAUUAAAUCAGACGAGCUUCUUGAGCAGUGGCAUAAGGUUGUUUCAUCCAAGUUGAUAACGUAUUUUUUUGACGAAGCUGUUCAUCCUACUAGUAUGAGAUGGGUCAUGACUCUUCUCGGUGUGUGUCUUACCUCUUCUCCUACUUUUUCUCUCAAAUUUCGCACAAGCGGAGGAUAUCAAGGAUUGGUGAGGGUGCUUCCUAGUUUCUACGACACUCCCGAUAUAUAUUACAUUCUGUUUUGUCUUAUAUUUGGCAAGGCCGUUUAUCCAAGAGUACCCGAAGUUCGUUUGUUGGACUUUCACGCCCUUAUGCCAAGUGAUGGAAGUCAUCCGGAGUUGAAAUUUCUAGAACUGUUGGAUUCCGUGAUUGCUAUGGCGAAAUCUACAUUUGAUCGGUUGUCCCUCCAGCUAAUGCUUGCCUAUGAAAGUGGCGAUCUGAAUCAGGUUGAUGCUGGGAUCGUGGCGGAGCUUGUGAAUGGAAAUACAGAGAUGACUGGAGAGCUUCAGGGAGAAGCUCUGAUGCACAAAACUUACGCUGCCCGUCUCAUGGGUGGAGAUGCUUCGGCCCCUGCUGCUGCAACUUCCGUCCUUAGGUUCAUGGUUGAUUUAGCCAAAAUGUGUCCUCAGUUUUCUUCUGUGUGCAGACGAGCUGAAUUUCUUGAGCACUGUGUGGAUCUUCAUUUCUCUUGUGUCAGGUCAGCUCAUGCUGUGAAGAUGGCAAAAAAAUUGUCCGUGAAGUCAGAAGACAAAAAUCUGAAUGAUUCAGAUGAUACGACUAGUUCUCACAAUAGCCUCCCACUUGAGCAGGAACAGUGUGAAAAAACCUCCAUAAGUCUCGGAACUUCCCCUCCACAACAUGCAAGUACAAGUUCCGAAGAUAUUCCCGUUGCCACAAGCAAUUUGGAUGAAUAUAAGGCAAAUGAUGUAACCUUAUCCCCACAGGAAUCACACAAGUCAGUCGGAGAAGUUGAUCAGGUUUCUGCUGUGAUAUCUGACGGUAAAGAUUUCGGUUCCCAUGAUCUCAAAAUCACUCCGGAGCCUGUUCGCCAAACUAGUUCACUAAGUUCCAUAUCUUUAAAUAUAUUUGAUUCCACCGGGGUUCAGCAAAUACCCACGUCAUCACAAAUUCUUGCAACGAGUUCAUGGCAGAAUGCUAGUGUCAAUGAAUCAAAACCCAAGUUAGCUGCCUCUCCUUCCAUGGCAUCUUCUAUAUCUAUGUCUGUAUCUUUGUCUGAGUUUGAUACAGCUUCAGACCCGAAAUGCACUUCCCGAGUCCCAAAUGCCACAGACACGAAUUUCUCAAUUAACCCAGGAAUGCUUCUUGAUGCGGAUGAUUCUGGUUACGGAGGUGGUCCUUGUUCAGCAGGAGCAACUGCCGUUUUAGAUUUUAUGGCUGAAGUUCUUUCUGAUUCUGUAACCGACCAGAUGAAAGCUGCAAUCGUUAUAGAGAACAUUUUGGAAAGCGUUCCGUUGUAUGUUGAUGCUGAAUCUCUCUUGGUUUUCCAGGGUUUAUGUCUUAGUCGACUGAUGAACUUUCUUGAAAGGCGGAUCUUGCGUGAUGAUGAGGAAGACGAGAAGAAACUUGAUAAAACACGGUGGUCAUCGAAUUUAGACGCUUUGUGUUGGAUGAUAGUUGAUCGUGUAUAUAUGGGUGCUUUUCCCGAGCCUGCUUCUGUACUCAAGACUUUGGAAUUCUUGUUGUCGAUGUUGCAGCUGGCAAAUAAGGACGGUAGAAUCGAACAAGCAGCUCCACCCGGAAAAGGACUCCUGUCUAUUGGUAGAGCGAAGCAACUCGAUGCAUACAUACUUGCAAUGUUUAAGAAUAUGAAUCGUACCAUUAUGUACUGUUUUCUUCCAUCGUUCUUGAUCUCCGUUGGAGAAGAUGAACUUCUUUCACAUCUCGGUUUGCAAAUCGAGACAAAGAAGAGAGUGGUUCUUAAUGCAUCACAAGAGGACGGAGUGAUAGAUAUUUGCACGGUGUUACAGCUACUUGUUGCUCAUAAACGAAUAAUAUUCUGCCCAAGUAACUUUGACAACGAUCUAAAUUGCUGCCUGUGUAUAAAUUUAAUAUCUCUUCUACAUGAUCAGCGGCAGAAUGCACAGAAUUUGGCAGUUGACGUUCUCAAGCAUCUUCUAGUGCAUCGUAAAACGGCACUCGAGGACCUGCUCGUCUCCAAACACAACCAAGGACCGGUUUUGGAUGCUUUACAUGGCGGAUUUGAUAAACUUCUUACUGGAAGUACACCAUCUUUCUUUGAAUGGCUUCAAACUUCUGAACUUCUUGUUAGUAAAACGUUGGAACAGGGUGCUGCAAUUAUGUGGGUUCAGUAUAUUGCUGGGUCGGUAAAGUUUCCGGGAGUGCGAAUCAAAGGUAUGGAUGGUCGUCGUAAGAAAGAGAUGAGUAGAAAAUCGAAGGAAUCAAGAAAGUUGGACCAAAGACAUUGGGAUCAAAUUAAGGAACGGAGAAUUGCAUUGGAAUUGGUCUGUGAUCAGAUGUCUACUGAAUUGGGGGUUGUUCGUCAAGAUAAGUAUGGAUGGGUACUUCAUGCUGAAAGUGAGUGGCAAAUGCAUCUUCAACAACUUGUACACGAGCGAGGUAUAUUCCCGUUGCGUAAGUCGGUUUUAAUCGAAGAGCCUGAAUGGCAGCUUUGCCCGAUUGAAGGCCCGUAUAGAAUGCGGAAAAAGAUCGAGCGUUGCAAACUGAAAGCAGAUACGAUUGAAACUAUUUUAAGUGGGGAGUUUGAAGGUGGGGAAUUAUACAUUGAGAAAAAUGAAGUUGACUCGAGUAAUUGUGGUUGUGAGUCGGGUCCUUUCUCAAAUCUUUUGCCGUAUGUCGGAAAACAGGAAUCCGAUGACGAAGAGGUGUUUGGUGAUUCGAUGUUUAAAGAAUCAGAUGGUGUAAAAGAUGUCAGUUCCAGUCGGGUCGGAUGGAAUGAUGAUAAAGAUAGUAGUAUUUUUGAGGCAAGUAUUCAUUCAGCUGCUACAUUUAGUGUUAAGUCGAGUUCAGUAGCUGCACCAAAAUCAGAGAGCGUAAUAGAAAAAUCCGAUGUUGGUUCUCUUAGAAGGUACGCUUCAGUAAGGUCCGACAACGUUAGAUUGAUGGAGGACAAACUGGAUCGGGAAUCGAGUGACAACGGGAAGUACUUGAUUAGACCGUAUCUAGAACGUAAUGAGAAAAUCAAAUUGAGAUAUAAUUGUGAACGAGUUGUGUCUCUUGAUAAACAUGACGGUAUUUUUCUGAUAGGAGAACUCUGCCUUUACGUUAUAGAGAACUUCUAUAUCGAUGAUUCAGGGUGCAUCUGUGAAAAGGAAUGUGAAGACGAUCUUUCGGUUAUUGACCAAGCUUUAGGUGUAAAGAAGGAUACGUCUAUAAGGGUGUACUCCCAUUCGAAGUCAACCACAUCCGCGUACACCGGGGGCAGAGCAUGGGCAUACAGUAGUGGUGCAUGGAGUGAGGAAAACGCCGCUAGCAGUAACAAUGUACCUCAUCUAUGGCGAAUGUGGAAGCUUAAUAGCGUCCAUGAAAUUUUGAAGCGGGAUUACCAGCUGCGUCCUGUUGCUGUUGAAAUAUUCAGCAUGGAUGGAUGUAACGAUCUUUUGGUUUUCCAUAAAAAGGAGAGGGAGGAAGUUUUCCGAAAUCUGCUGGCAUUGAAUCUUCCAAGAAACAGCAUGUUGGACACCACAAUAUCGGGAUCGGUUAAACAAGAAAGCACUUUCAAGAUUAUGGCUAAAUCCUUCUCCAAGAGGUGGCAAAAUGGAGAAAUUAGCAACUUCCAGUACCUUAUGCACCUCAACACACUUGCGGGUCGUGGGUACAGUGAUCUUACUCAGUAUCCUGUCUUCCCUUGGAUUUUGUCAGAUUAUGAGAACGAAAAUUUGGACUUCACCAAACCAGAAACAUUCCGUAGACUUGACAAGCCCAUGGGCUGUCAAACAAUAGAGGGGGAGCAGGAGUUCAGGAAAAGGUAUGACAGCUGGGAUGAUCCUGAGAUUCCCAAAUUUCAUUACGGUUCUCACUAUUCGAGUGCUGGAAUCGUCCUCUUCUAUCUUAUACGCUUGCCACCAUUUAGUACAGAAAAUCAAAAGCUGCAGGGUGGGCAGUUUGAUCAUGCUGACCGGCUUUUCAAUAACAUACGUGAUACAUGGUCAAGUGCAGCUGGAAAAAGCAACACCUCAGAUGUAAAGGAAUUGGUCCCGGAAUUCUUUUAUAUGCCAGAGUUCUUGGAAAACCGUUUUGAUCUUGAUCUUGGGGAGAAACAAUCAGGAGAAAAGAUUGGAGAUGUUGGAUUGCCUCCUUGGGCAAAAGGUAGUACUAGAGAGUUCAUCAAGAAGCAUAGGGAAGCUCUGGAAUCUGAUUAUGUUUCGGAGAAUUUACAUCACUGGAUCGAUCUUAUUUUCGGUUACAAACAACGAGGGAAGGCGGCUGCGGAAGCUGUAAACGUUUUCUACCACUACACAUAUGAGGGGAGUGUCGAUAUAGAUGCAGUUGCAGAUCCCGGAAUGAAAGCAGCGAUUCUUGCUCAAAUUAAUCACUUUGGCCAAACACCGAAGCAACUUUUCCAAAGGCCGCACGUGAAGAGGAGGACGGAUAGGAAGCCGCCCCUUAAUCCGCUUAAGUUAUCCGCACGUCUUAGCCCACACGAGAUUCGUAAGAUUGAAUCUUCUAUAGCGCAAAUUGUUACCAUUAACGACAAGAUUUUAAUGGUGGGCACAAACAACUUUAUCAAACCGAGGACCUACGCCAAGUAUGUUUCGUGGGGUUUCCCCGAUCGUAGCUUGAGGUUCAUGAGCUACGAUCAAGAUCGGCUUUUGUCGACCCAUGAAAACCUUCACGGAGGCCACCAGAUCCAGUGUGCGAGUGGUAGCCACGAUGGUCAACUUCUGGUCACCGGUGCCGAUGAUGGGUUGGUUUGCGUUUGGCGGAUAGGAGCCUACGGUGGACCCCGUGCACCACGAAGAUUGACCUUGAAACAAGCCCUUUGUGCUCACACGGCUAAAGUCACCCGUCUUUACGUUUGCCAGCAGUACAUGACGAUUAUAAGUGGUUCAGAAGACUGCACCGUCAUCAUAUGGGAUCUCAGCUCUUUGGUUUUUCUCCGACAGCUUCCCGAGUUCCCGUUUCCGAUUUCGGCUGUAUACAUGAACGACUUGACCGGCGAAAUCGUGACUGCGGCAGGCAUUUUGCUUGCAGUUUGGAGCAUAAACGGAGACUGCAUCUCCGUUGUCAACACAUCUCAACUACCAUCCGAUAUUAUCUUGUCUGUAACGACUUGUACGUUCUCCGAUUGGCUCGAAACGAACUGGUACGUAUCGGGUCACCAAAGUGGAGAUAUUAAGGUAUGGCAAAUGGUUCACAGUUCUUUUGAAAUUGCUAAAACUCAAAAACAUCCUUCUGCAAAUGUGCAUUGUGGGUUAGGUCUCAAUGGUAAAUUACCAGAAUACACAUUAUUGCUACAUAAAGUACUCAAGGGCCAUAAGGAUUCAGUCACUGCACUUCAUCUUUCAAGUGAUAUGAAGUUAUUGUUGAGUGGUGAUUCUGGUGGCCAUUUGUUCUCAUGGACAUUUCCAGAUGAAACUUUGAGAAAUUCAGUUAAACGGGGGUGAUCGAGAUGCGACGGUUUUAGUAAUUUGGCAAAAAAAACCCAAUUGGGUUCGGUGUCCAUCCUUCAAAGAGGGCUUGUGACGAGUCAAAGUCAAAGUCAAUCUUACGCGAAAAGGGUUGGCCGGGGAUUGAGAAAGGGAUGAACAAGGGUGAAGAAAGGGCCAAGAUUGGUUUCGGGUGAGUGAGAUCUUGGCUUUGCAAAAAGAUUAUAAAGACAAAGGACACGGUACCCUUACGAAAGCAUUAUAAGCAAACAAUAAUUCUACCUAAAUGAGGCAAACGUUUACAUCACUAAUGAUGACUCAAAGCUUACAAGUUGCAUUGUGGGUCGUGGGUUUGUGACGACUCGGAGUUGGGUGUUAUCGUGAUUUUCAAACUUGUGAUGGAGAUGUGGAAAGGGAAAACAAUUUGUUGAUUUGUUGUACAUAGAAGGUGUGGGGCUAAAUUUAUUGAACUUUUGGGGAGGUGUUUGUGGUGGUGACGAUGGAUGGGUCAUGGGUGCACUGCGCACACUGUUUUGGCUCGGGAUGUACAGUUCCAUUUUGUAAGUUAUGUUUAUUUGUUAUA
Messenger RNA from Cynara cardunculus var. scolymus (artichoke), 11582 nucleotides. Its product is annotated as protein SPIRRIG-like. Gene Ontology annotation, molecular function: protein binding. NCBI's taxonomy places the organism in Eukaryota, Viridiplantae, Streptophyta, Magnoliopsida, Asterales, Asteraceae. The transcript is spliced from 19 exons. The record is from RefSeq and is a predicted model, not a curated record. Bases 365 to 11017 code for a protein of 3550 amino acids.